AAAUGGAAUAACAAACACAAGAAAAAAUAAGAAACAAAUUCAAUGAAAACAAUCUCCACUCACACAAACAACACUAUAUUAGUCACCACCACAUCAACCCACUCUCCCUCCGAGUCAACUCGGUUCUCCUUCUCACUCAUCUCCACCAAACCCUAAUACUUUCUCACUCCACCAUGGCUUCCCGGAGGCUAGCAACCUCCCUCCUCCGCCGCUCCCUCCACCGAUCCCCAUCCAGAUCUCCCUUCUCCACCUCCACCAGAUCCACACGCGCCCUAUCUCACUCCCCCGCCCCAUUUCUCAACCGUACAGUCAACUUCUCCACUUCCGCCACCGCCGCCGCAUCCAAACCGUCUCCGCCCACCGCCGGCGACGGAUCUGUUGGAAAGAUCACUGACGAGUUCACCGGCGCCGGUUCGAUUGGACAGGUGUGUCAGGUUAUUGGUGCGGUUGUUGAUGUUAGGUUUAGUGAGGGUUUGCCGCCGAUCCUUACGGCGCUUGAGGUUUUGGAUAACUCAAUUAGGUUAGUUUUGGAAGUGGCGCAACAUUUAGGGGAGAAUAUGGUUAGGACUAUUGCUAUGGAUGGUACUGAAGGUCUUGUUCGUGGUCAACGCGUUCUCAACACUGGUUCUCCGAUCACUGUACCUGUUGGUAGGGCAACUCUUGGCCGUAUCAUUAAUGUUAUUGGAGAGCCUAUUGAUCAUAGAGGCGAAAUUAAAACCGACCACUACUUGCCAAUCCAUAGAGAAGCCCCGGCUUUCGUUGAGCAAGCAACAGAACAACAAAUUCUUGUUACCGGAAUCAAGGUUGUUGAUCUUUUAGCUCCAUAUCAAAGGGGAGGAAAGAUCGGUUUGUUUGGUGGUGCCGGUGUAGGAAAAACCGUGCUUAUUAUGGAACUUAUCAACAACGUUGCUAAAGCUCAUGGUGGGUUCUCUGUCUUUGCUGGUGUUGGAGAACGUACCCGAGAGGGUAAUGAUCUGUACAGGGAAAUGAUGGAGAGUGGUGUCAUUAAGCUAGGUGAUAAGCAGAGCGAGAGCAAGUGUGCUCUUGUGUACGGUCAAAUGAACGAACCCCCAGGUGCCCGUGCUCGUGUCGGUCUUACCGGUUUGACUGUUGCUGAACACUUCAGAGACGCUGAAGGACAAGAUGUGCUUCUUUUCAUCGACAACAUUUUCCGUUUCACUCAGGCUAACUCUGAGGUGUCUGCUUUACUUGGUCGUAUUCCAUCUGCUGUCGGUUACCAACCAACUUUAGCUACGGAUCUUGGAGGUCUUCAAGAGCGUAUCACCACAACUAAAAAGGGUUCUAUUACAUCCGUUCAAGCUAUCUACGUGCCUGCUGACGAUUUAACGGAUCCCGCUCCCGCUACAACUUUUGCUCACUUGGAUGCCACAACUGUGCUUUCCCGACAGAUUUCUGAACUUGGUAUCUACCCUGCUGUGGACCCACUUGAUUCUACAUCCCGUAUGCUUUCACCACACAUUUUGGGAGAGGACCAUUACAAUACGGCUCGUGGUGUACAAAAGGUUCUUCAAAAUUACAAGAAUCUCCAAGAUAUUAUCGCUAUUCUUGGUAUGGAUGAGCUCAGUGAAGACGACAAGUUGACUGUUGCACGUGCCCGUAAAAUUCAAAGGUUUUUGAGUCAGCCGUUCCAUGUUGCUGAAGUUUUCACCGGUGCCCCUGGUAAAUAUGUGGAACUCAAAGAGAGCAUCGGCAGUUUCCAGGGAGUGUUGGACGGGAAGUACGAUGACUUACCGGAGCAAUCGUUUUACAUGGUUGGAGGAAUUGAUGAGGUUAUUGCAAAGGCUGAGAAGAUCGCCAAGGAAAAUGCUUAGAUGUUUAUUUACAUUCAUCGUCAAUUUUCACCACCUCUGAUAGUUGCGAAAAAAAAAUUGAAAUAAUUUUUACUGAUAUGGUGCUGAAUGCGCCGGGAGUUUAAUUUUAAAAAACUGAGAUUUUUUUUUGUGGAUCCUUGUUUUUUGAGUUUUAUUGCAAUGAAAUGGAGACGAGGUUGACCUCCCUGCAAAA
Messenger RNA from Helianthus annuus (common sunflower), 2025 nucleotides. RefSeq names its product ATP synthase subunit beta, mitochondrial. The transcript is spliced from 9 exons. Gene Ontology annotation, biological process: proton transmembrane transport; proton motive force-driven mitochondrial ATP synthesis. The record is from RefSeq and is a predicted model, not a curated record. Gene Ontology annotation, molecular function: proton-transporting ATP synthase activity, rotational mechanism; ATP hydrolysis activity; ATP binding. Bases 174 to 1832 code for a protein of 552 amino acids. NCBI's taxonomy places the organism in Eukaryota, Viridiplantae, Streptophyta, Magnoliopsida, Asterales, Asteraceae.